ACGCCGUCCGCCACUCAUCUACAGAGCCGGCUCAUGAUAUUGGUGGCUCUUGUGGGCCCAUUCGAGACCAUGGGGGAUUUAGAAAUCCAAGGGCAGAACAAGCGACAGGUGGAAUGCUCCGACGAUGCCUCAAUCGCCUACUUAUUCCUGGCCCAGAACCAAGUCCUAGGCGUAACGUGGUCGUGGCUAAGUGAUUUUUUUUUAUUUCUUUUCGUCUCUCUUUUCACUCUCCUUCCUUCUUCUAUUGUCAUUACUUUAAUACAUACCCUGACUCCAUCACCUCAGUUAGGCAAGGCCAUCCACCAUGAGAUCUUCCUGGGCUUCAAUAUCUGCCCUCCUGGCCAUUUUCGCACAGGCAGAUGCCCUGUCAUCUCGCUCUGGAAUCUCUCUCCAGACCAUCACAGCCACCUCUCUGACCACUGUGACCCAAACCAGCACCAGUACCUUCGAGACCUCAACUGUGACCAGCAUUUGUGCAGUCGGCACAGGAGCUCCCGCCGCCACCUCGUGUGUCCCGACCGUGUGGGCCUCAGGGUCGAACUACUACCAGCAAUAUUGCUCCUCUAGCUGGUUACACGCGGGAACUUCCAUUGCAGAAUACGUCAGCAUUCCAUACAGUGCUUGUGUCAGCCAUUGCGCCCAGACUGCAUCAUGCGCGGGUAUCAACUUCAUUAGUGUAGCUGCACUUGAGCUGUGCUAUCUUUCGGCGGGCGAUAUGGUCGUAUCAGCUGCAGCCUCUUAUGACGAAGCCAUGUUGGUUAAAACCACCAAUCCAUGUGUUUCGACCGUGACGGGGGUGAUUGCUACUGAGACGGUGGUUAGGGUGGCUACGGUGCCGUAUACUACUACCUAUGUUCAGACGGUCACCAUCUCGACGUUGGAGACUCCGAGCCAGACUCCUGUUUCGUCGGCUGUUGCUAGUAGCAGUGUUCCGACUUCGUCGACAGUGUCAACCUCCUCGCCUUUGGUCGCCAGCAUCCCGUCGUCAUCCGUCGUUGUAUCGAGUGCUUCGCUGACUUCGAGCAUCCCUACAAUCCCCUCGGUCCUGUCAUCGUCAACUGCAAGCAUUCCGGCGCCCAUAACUUCUUCAUCCUCCAUCAUUCGGAUUCCAACAUCAUCUUCUACUGUGUCAAGAGCUCCAGUGGCAUCUAGUGGCGCUUCAAGCUCAUCGGUGCUACUGUCCUCGUCUACGAUCGUUCUACCAUCUGUUGCUCCAUCCUCUGCUGUUAAGGUCGUCCCGUCAUCUUCUAUCACCGCCCCAUCCUCACGAGCAGCAUCUUCGGGAUCACCCCUCGCGUCAUCCUCAUCCUCUCCCCUAUCUCCAUCAUCUCAGCGACCAAUUCCUCUCGCAAGUUCGGCUUCUGGUAGCAUCAAACCAAGCAGUGCCCCUUCUAGCACACCUGCGUCAUCAUCCCAAGUGUCUUCUUCUGUCAAGACGCUUUCUACAGCGACUCCCUCCCCCGCGUCGACGGGAUCGGAAACGGGUGUGGUUACUGUGUAUAAGACUGUAGCGACUACCUACAUUACCGAAAUUGUGACCAGGACAGACUGCCCUGCUCCGUGAGCGUCUAUCUUGAGGGACUGAUAUAUAUAUAAUCUACCAGAUACGCUUCGUUUAUGCUUAUAUCUCUACAUAUUAUGGUACUAUGCUGCCAUGCGACACUGAAUAAUAUUGCUUGUACAUAUUUUUCUGUCAUGGAUCAUGUCAAAGCUCUGUAACUUCAGAGGAAUCAGAC
Messenger RNA from Aspergillus heteromorphus CBS 117.55, 1736 nucleotides. RefSeq lists its product as uncharacterized. The coding region runs from base 305 to 1564 and encodes 419 amino acids. The record is from RefSeq and is a predicted model, not a curated record. The transcript has a single exon. NCBI's taxonomy places the organism in Eukaryota, Fungi, Ascomycota, Eurotiomycetes, Eurotiales, Aspergillaceae.